Phragmites australis (common reed) is the source of this 1308-nucleotide messenger RNA. Its product is annotated as dihydroceramide fatty acyl 2-hydroxylase FAH1-like. Gene Ontology annotation, biological process: lipid biosynthetic process; fatty acid metabolic process. Gene Ontology annotation, molecular function: fatty acid 2-hydroxylase activity; iron ion binding. Gene Ontology annotation, cellular component: membrane; endoplasmic reticulum. The record is from RefSeq and is a predicted model, not a curated record. Bases 300 to 1013 code for a protein of 237 amino acids. Lineage: Eukaryota; Viridiplantae; Streptophyta; Magnoliopsida; Poales; Poaceae. The transcript has 8 exons.
GUGAGUAGUUGUGAGCUGUAUCCUCGAGAAAAAGAAAAGAAUCAAGAAAGUCGCAGGAAGGAAACUGGGCAAUAACACUACAACUCAGAAGAGGCCUUCCCCAUCUCCGACCACCUGAGGCGAAGCAGCGGCGGCGGCGGCAGCAAGCGGAAGGCGAGAGGGAGGAGGCCUCUCUCUGACUCUCUCUUUCUCUCUCUGGCGCCCGCCGUCACCACUGCACGCGUCAGCAGUUCCUCCGCCCACCUCCGGACGGCGCCGGCACCGGCAUUGCAUUGUGCAGUAAUCAUUGUUCAACGAAAAUGGUUGCAGGGGCCUUUAUGGUGGAUUUGGAUAAGCCUCUUGUAUUUCAGGUUGGCCAUCUAGAGGAGCAGUAUCAGGACUGGGUUCACCAGCCGAUUGUUAGCAAGGAAGGGCCAAGAUUUUUCGAAAAUGAUGUAUUGGAGUUCUUAACACGCACAAAAUGGUGGGCAGUUCCUCUUAUUUGGUUGCCUGUUGUCUGUUGGUGCUUGAACACUUCUAUCCAGAUGGGCCAUACAAUUACAGAAGUAGCUAUGAUGGUCGUGUUUGGAAUAUGUCUCUGGACACUGAUCGAAUAUUUGUUGCACCGAUUCCUGUUCCAUAUAAAAACUGAAAGUUAUUGGGCAAACACAGCACAUUAUCUUCUUCAUGGAUGUCAUCACAAGCAUCCCAUGGAUGGACUUCGACUUGUCUUUCCACCAGCUGCUGCAGCUAUUUUGUGCUUUCCGUUUUGGAACCUAAUCAAGCUCUUUUCGACUCCGUCUACCACUCCUGGCUUGUUUGGAGGUGGCCUGUUGGGUUAUGUGAUCUAUGAUUGCACACACUACUACUUGCAUCAUGGCCUGCCAUCAUCAGAUCCUGCAAAACAUCUCAAGAAAUACCAUCUGAACCAUCACUUCAGAAUUCAAAACAAGGGCUUUGGAAUAACUUCGACGCUGUGGGAUCAUGUGUUCGGUACAUUGCCUUCAACGAAAGCGGUUGACAAGAGCACUUGACUUCUACCGCAUCAUCUGCCUUGCAAAGCCUAAUAUCAAGAUUCUUCACGAUUGACGGCAGAGUUGCUGGACGAACUGUUAUUCGAUUUCCAGUUCUUAUCUGCAGACCAACUGCAGAUCUAAUCACUAGCUGCGGACGUGCAGAUGCCACCAAAGUUUGUCACCGGUGCUUGCUCUCUCUGAGAACAAUGUGGUUUAAGUCCAGUCCAUCCAUCAGUGAUCAUUCAGAUCGUCUCGAGUCUCUUGUUAGAUUACUAUGUGUACAGAGUUUUCUAGUAUAGCCUUUGCAUUUGAC